AACCCGAGCAGAGCGGCGAAACAUGGCGACUUCGAACAAUCCGCGGAAAUUCAGCGAGAAAAUCGCGCUGCACACGCAGAAGCAGGCGGAGGAGACGGCCGCCUUCGAGGAGGUCAUGAAGGACCUGAGCAUCACGCGCCAAGCCAGGUUACAGAAGGCUCAGUACCUGCAGCUGGGGCCAAAUCGGGGCCUGUACUACGGAGGCUCUCUGCCAAAUGUGAACCAGCUCGGAAACAAUACCACAGAUGGGACAUUUCAGGGGGACAGUGGCAGGGGGAGCCGGCAUCAUGGGCUGGUGGACAGAGUGUACAGAGACAGGAGCCGGAUGACGUCACUGCACCGCAAACCCCUCUCUGUGGACAAGCACGGGAGACAAAUCGACAGCUGUCCGUACGGCUCCGUGUACCUGUCUCCACCGCCUGACACCAGCUGGAGGAGGGUGAACUCUGACUCCGCCCUCCACCAGAGCACUCUGACCCCAGCCCAGCAGGUCCCCUUCAGCGGAGGCUCCCAGGAGAUACAGCCCAAGAGAGUUCUCCUCCUGAAUGUACCAGAUGGAUUUAAACAGGAAUCUGAAGACGAUGGACAGAACUGGGACUGCAAAAAGAAUAUUUCGAGGUCAAAAGUUCCUGGAAUACAUAUCUUCCCAUCUCCGGAGCAGCAGUUGUCUCUCUCUCUCAAACCAGCGGCCCACAGCACGGGUGGCUCUCUGCCCGACCUCACCAACCUCCAGUUCCCCCCUCCUCUGCCCACGCCCCUGGACUCGGAGGACACCGGGGCAGGCACCUACGGCAGCUUACACUCACUCAACACACAGCAAGGAGUGAACGCCUCUCAGCCCCCGGUCGCCAUGGAAACGCAGAGCCAGCCGGACAUGGUUCCUCUGAUGCUGAACGCCGGCGAGUCACACCACCAGCAGCUGUCCCCCACGUCCCCCCCUCUCACUCUGUCCCAGGCUGCGAUCAAUGCCAUGAACCUGGAGCAGCAGCUGUCUCAGUACGCCUUCUUCAGCCAGCAGCCCCCAGCUCCAACGCACCACAGCCAACAACAGACGGGUUUGGUCCAGAUGCCCUCCCUAAACUCCACCACAGACAACCAGAGCACACCUCAGAACAACAUGACCAUCGAUAUGAACGUGUGUCAGGCCUUCUCCCAGUACCGCAGCCGAAUGGGAUCCUCGGCCAAUCAGUCGCCCACGUCCCCAGUCUCCAACCAAGGCUUUUCCCCCGGAGGCUCGCCCCAACUGGAGCAGUUUAACAUCUUUGAGACUCCCGUGAGCUCGGACAGCCUGCCCUACAGCCAGAACUCCACCCUCAACUACUCCCAGGCCCUCAUGAUGGGUCUGAGUGGGCCACACCUCCAGGACACGCAGGGGCUGGGCUUCGGUAACCAUGGCAACAUCCCCAACAUCAUCCUCACAGUGAGCGGCGAGUCUCCCCCCGGCCUGAACAAAGACCUGGCUUGCCUCUCCACAGAGCUAGACCUGGACUCUCAGUUUCCCCUCGACGACCUGAAGCUCGACCCUUUGACCCUCGAUGGACUGCACAUGCUCAACGACCCCGACAUGAUCCUGACGGACGCCGCCACAGAGGACGCCUUCAGGCUGGACCGGCUGUGACCCCGCCCCCUCCCCGCUCCCUCCACCAGCUCUGUAUGUAACCACACUACACCCUGGGUUUGGACUGACAGGCAGCAGAGAGGGAGACACAGCCAACCCAAGUGUCUCGCAAAGGUUACUGUACAAAUGUGUUUGAUUUACAGCCAUUCUCUCACAUGAACUGCUAUGUGAUGUUCAUGCUUGUAUUUUAUUAGGCCUUCAAAUCAUUGUUUAUUUUACAUUUCUUGGCUGCAUCUGAAGGCAACAUAUCACAAUUACACUUUUUAACAGGGGUCCCCUUUCCCCAGGUCUAUGACUAUCUGCUGCUGAAGCCUAGAGGAAAUGCUAUAUAUAUUUGAAAAUGUAUUAUUUUGAAGUCCCUGUGUUUUAUAGGAUUGUUUAAAAGGUUAUCACAAUUGAUGCUUGUCCCUGGUUGGCUAAUCCAUCUGUCAAUCAUGUCCAUUUGAAAACAGGGAGAUUCAGACCCACAUCUUCGUAAAGUGUUUGAAGAAGUGUGUAUUCUGGAUCCCAGGCAAUAAAACGAUAAAAUAUAAGCCUCAAAAAUGGCCCUAAACUUCGCUUAUGCACUUGAACCUCAACUCAAAGCAAUUACAGGGACAUUUUCUCAGACUUGGACAAACUUUAUUGAUCCACAAGAGAAAAAUUUAAGAGCCAACUUAGGAAAUACGAUUUUUUACAUUUUACGCUGUUGUUUUAAUUGGUUUCCUUGUAACUGUACUGGUACUUAUGAAAAAAGAGGUUGGGGACAGCUGUUUGAGAAGCUCUUAGCAGUUAUGAAAUGAACAUGCAAAUACUUGUCUCAGUCUCAACUGUCUAAAAUGGCAUGAACACCACAUAGCUAGUAUUGUUAGUGACUGGAAUAUUCAAUGGCAACUUUAUUAUGUUUACCUAGAAUCACGAUUUUACUCUGAAACUCUCAGUGCUUGAAAAAAUGACUGAAUGAACCAUUUUAAAGGUGCACUGCGUAACAUUUCUAGUAGAGUGUCGGCCACCUGCUUGUGUCUCCAUGGAAAUGUUAUUGCUUUGUCUAGAAUGUUCUAUCACAAGGGCGACAAGCAGGUUACAGCACCAUGCUUACAGGUCACAUCUGUGGAGAGUCAACCCUUUUCACAGAAGGAAGUAGGAAGUGGAUCCUCCAGUAGUUACACAGUGCAUCUUUAAAACAAAUUUACAUCUGUUACUGUACAAAGUUUAAAAAAAAAAACCUUCUGCACUGUUAUGUUUGCCCAAAUGUUUUUUAACUUUAAUUUUUUUUUAUUUGUAAGUUGUUAAAUAGCAGUUAUCAGUUAUGCAUGAAAUCACAAAACACUGUGCAUACUUGUUUUGCCUUAAAAAAAGCUUUUGGUUGCAAAAAUAAUUAAUAUUUAAAUGGAAAACAUAUUAGAGUUGUACAGUAUAUGUGAAAUAUUUUUAUUGUUAAAAAAUAGUUUGGUCAAAAUCAUAGUCGCCCUCUCACUCUCCUUCAGAACUGGAGGAAGACACUACAGACGUAUGAACUAAAUAUAUGAAUCAUAUAUUCAAUCGAAUAACUAACAUGUUAUUUAUCUAAUGCCUUUUAAGAUGCAGAAAGGCGCAGUGUAAAUGUAUAGCGCCCCCUAUUUUUAAGUGGAGUUUUCUAUUCUAUUGUAUUUGUAUAGGCUCUAGUGUUGGUAGGAAAACAUGUGGCAAAACUCAAGUACGUUUACAUGGACAGUUUGUUAUUCCAAUGAUAUUUUAAACCAAAACCAGGGGAGUUGACGGGGGGAACAUGGGGGUCUGUUGUCCUGGUUCCCAGAGUCGUACUGGCUGAAAAAUUAGAACCUCUGCCUGUUAAUUAAUAUUAGAGGGGGGCCCACAUGAGUCUUCUUGCCCCAUGCCUCCAAAUCUGUUGAUGGGCCUCUUCAGAACACACAGCAUAGUGGCAUAGAUAAUACAGUUCAUGCCCUUAAAAAAAUGAUCUUAAGCUAUAAAAACCACAUGGUAAAAUAAAACAAACACUACGAUUUAAUGUUGAAAAUGUUGUCUAAAGAAAAAUUUUUUUAUUAUAAUUGUGGUAUUAAAUUAGUAUUGAGUUUUGUGUCCAUAGACCGUAUAAAGAACUGGACUAUGGGAAUGUGAUGUAACCCAUAUCGUUCGGCUCCAGUCAAAUGAAGCUCAUCAAGGCUGGCCGAAUAUUUUAAGACCAAAACGACGAGCCUGACAGAAGCAUUUACAGAGAGAGGGGCAAAAGAAAGCAAUAGAAAAUGAACUGGAACCAGUCGAUGGAGCCAGUGUUCUGUCGAAACGGGCUUCCUGUCGAAAUGAGCUACCAGCAGCCUAAAAUGACAGUGACGUGUAUCAAUUCAUACUAACCCGUUGAAAUUAGCUACCUUACGUUUUUCCGUUUACAGUUGUAUAGAUCCAAUAAAGCCAACCUCAGUUUUACAACAUAUUUCUUUGGAUUAGAGACGCAGGUUUGAUGCUGUUUGCACAUGGUGAUCAUAUUUUAUACCUUAGUUAUGUCAUAUUUCAACUAAUUUAUAUGAUUAUGGGUCCGGUCAAGUGGUAACGGAGGGAAACGGGCAGAUUUUUGACAUUCAAAUAGCUCUUAUUCAAAAAUUAGAGGGACUAUUGAAAUAAGUAAAGUAUCAGAAUGUAGGAAAGAGUUACACUCCAACAGGGUCAAGUUAAACCUGUGAUUUUCUUUCAAGUUGUUGACAAAAAAUUUAAAAACUCAUGUUGGUAACGGAGGCAAUGAAAUAUGCAGCACUUUUUGGGCAAUAAAUCCAAACAGUGAUAACUCUUGGUUCUCACUUACAUAUCCUUAACAAACUGGUUUGAAUAUUUGCUUCAUAUAGUUUUCUACCAUAUGGUACAAGAUUAGGUUGAAAAACCUCUUACUUUUUGACUUAUGAGAUUUUUUAUUAAGAAAGGUCAUGGUAACGGAGGGAAAAGUAACGGAGGGAAAAUUGUGCGAGCAAGUAGAAGGUGCAUGAUUUUACAUCAUUUGUCGCUUUUUUCUUCCGAAUACUUUAAUAUUACUUCAAAAUGAAAGGAAACUAUUUCUAUAAAAUAUGUCAGUCCUUCCAAGCUAAUUUUUAUCAUUUUAAAUACAUUCUUUUUUUUUUUUUUUGAAAAAUCAUGUACCUUCAUCAACAGUUCAAAGAUGGAAUAACACAAGAUAUGAUGAAAUACAUCAAUUUAUUUACAUGAUUUGCAGGUCUUUGAAAUUUGGGAAAUAAUUUUUGUUCCAUGUUUCAUACAUGGUCUGUUUAAAACAUAUGGAACUUUAGAACCAAAAAUGGUACAGAAAAAAGGUCAACAGUUUCAUAAACUAGAGUACAUAUGUAUCUGUUCAGUACAUUUUUAUAUCAGAUGCAUUAACUUGAAUUUUUGGCCUUGCUGUUUACUUCUGCUUGACCGGGCCCAUAUGCGUAGGUAGUUCAUUUUGACAGUUGUAUUAUGGUAUCACGUAGGGCUCCGACUAAAGGUAGCACAUAUCAACAGGCCAGUUUAGCCAUCGAAUAAUGCUCCCACUGUAGAAUCAUCAUUAUUCUGUCAUUUAUAUGAAUAUGGGUAGGUAGCUCAUUUCGACAGGCCUAUAUCUUCUAUCACAUAAGACUCCCAUCAUAGAAGAGAAAGAAAUGACUGGAAACACUGAAAUCUUUAUAUCACAGGCUACAGUGUGAAUUUCCUAUUAUAAUAUAGUGUUAUUUUAUUUAUACAAUGCGGAACAUGGAAACAUGGAAACGAAAUAAAAUACGAUGUGAUGAAAAUGAUAACGAUAAAAUCAAAUAUUAAAUCCAAACUAUUUAAUCGUGUAACGCAGGUUUUCUGCUGCAGAUCUAACACACACAUGUCGAUGUUUAACUGGUUUAAACAGACAAUAAAACCAAUACACUUUUAAGAUGUUAUUUUUUGAUUCCAUUUCUGCCUUGGGAGCUCAAAUCGACGGGCAUUUAAACUGGAACAGGGCUUGGGGGUCGUGCGUGUGUGCAGUAGCGCUAGGUAGCUCAAAUCGACGGGUAGCUCAAAUUUACACGACACCGGAAGUGCGCCUGGACUCACUUCGUGUUUGUGACACAGAGGUCAGUGGGUUAGCUCUGUCCAGUUACUGUUACUGUGAGUGUGAUCAAGUCUGUUCCUCAGUAUCAAAGUAUCGAGUUUGAAAUGUUGGUGUCAUGUCAAGAGUAAAACAAAACUGUCCUGGAAACGUCCUGCCACUCAACUUCCUACUCACACCUGAGAGAGAUUUAGCUCAGUCCAGUCAAAGGAGCACUGUAGACUAAGAAUUAUUAUCAAACCCUAAAGAUCUAUCCAGAUGUUUUAUGUUUACAACUUUUUGUUUUCUGUUCGACCUGUACAGAAUGUGACUGCGUUAGUGUGACGUGAACUAUGCAAAAAAAAAAUUGAUGUCGAAGAGAAAUUUAACCCUUAGCGUAAAUUAGCGAACCACACACAGCCAGUGCCAUGGUGGACUCUUCUUUCUUUUUGAACAAUGAGGAAGUGCAGCUCCUUUAGUCGAAUGUUGUGUUUUUGCCGAUGGGUGAACGCCUCUUCAGUCACAGUGAAACAGAAUGUAUUUGGUCAUGUUUGUAGCCUUUAUGUUGUGUCCUUUAUGGCUAAGGAGCAGGGCCGUGCGGAGAGACUCUAUAUACACACUGGCCGUCGCCAUGGAAACACUUUAAUUACAGGGAGGGGAUAUAUAUCGAAAAAAUUUAUAUCAAUACUUUUGUUUUGGAGAUGUAUUGAGUAUUGAUACUUUGCAGCUGAUGUCAUGAACAUUCUCUGAGGGGCGACGCUAACUUAAGGCACUGCUCUGACUGAAGCUCUGUUACUCAAAUUUGGACUUUAACCUGAACUUUUUCUGAACACAAUUUGACUAGCGUUUAGCUUCAGCCAAAUGAAGCUCAUCAAGGCUGGCAGCUGCUGUGAGUAUCAUAGCAACCAAAGAGCCAAUCAGGAGCGAGGCUGUGUACUGUCAAAAAUAGAGGCAAAAAAUAGGGAUGAGCAAAACCUAUACAGGAAUCGAAUAUAGGUACUAUAUAAAAGAUAGUCUUAUAUAGCACUCUUCCAGGUGCUCAAAGUGGCUUUAAAAUUUCGAGCAUUAUGUAUUCACAGCUGCCCUGGGGCACACUGAAAGAAACAAUGCUACCAAUCUAUGCCAAUGUCCCCUGGGACCACCUCCAGCACAUACCACAUUCAUACUGAACCCUGUAAAUUUUGAACCAGGGAUGGGCAUUUGAUUAAAUUUUCUUAACCGAUCGUUGGGAGAAUUAAUGAUUGAUUAAUCACUAAUGUUUUUUAUAUUAAAAUUUAUCAUCAUUAUUAUUACUGUUUGCACUACUAAUCUGCAUAAAUAAAUUCAACUUUACGACAUAUAAACCAUAAACACUCUAGAGCCACAUCAGCCCGUUUGACAUUAUAAUGUGUUAAUGCAGAUUUGCGCAAGUCUCACUGAAACAAAACUUAAAACCACAUCGCUAAUUUGCAUAAAUUAAGCGAAGGGAAAAAAACAGCUCAUGUGCACUGAUGCGGCACGACUCAGUGGAAUAGAGGUUAGUGUGACCAUAUUUGCAUUUGUCAAAACCAGGACACUGUACGGGGGGUGGGAGGUGGGGUCUCGUCAUCGACUCUCACCUGGCAAAACUUUUUAAUGUUUUUGGCAUCCUGGUGAGCGUUUUCCCACUGGACACUGAAACAUAUGUGCUGCUUUGUACAUUGUGCACACGGACUCACACUUGUCCCGACCGGAAAGGAAAGCGUGGAAUUUCUUGUACAAGUCAUCGUUAAAUACACAUUUGCACUUUGGCAUGUUGCAGACUGACCGACUGUUUGUGUCUCGCUCCUUCUGAUGCAGAGAGACACAUGUACAGACUCCUGUUUAGUCACGCUACGCACAGCAACCUAUAUUCGGUUUGUCGAUUAAAAUUAAUGUAAUCGAUGAUGAUCAAUUAUCCAUUAAUUGACUAAUCAUGUCCAUCCCUAUUUUGAACAUUGAAUUUUUCUCGAGUUUUCAGACUAUUUUAUAACAUAUUUGACCGUGUUUUCUAAUGUGUGCAUUGUGUCACCACCAAGCCCGUGGAAAUUUCGGAAACAAGAAACCUCACACGGGCCCCCCUCUAAUAUAAAUGAAUGAGAAGAGGGUUCAAUUCCAGGCCCUUAAGACCUUGGGGACAAUAGAUCCAUUUUCCCACCUCGUCGACUGCCCUUGUCACCAUGGUAACUGCCGAACCUUCCUCCACAGACAUACAGGCAGAACACCCCCACUGUGAUGUCACCGCAAAGUAUCAAUAUUCGAAAGUUACGAUGAAUUAGAACUGCAGGUGCAUUUCUAAGACAAUAUAAAUGGAAUCGUUCAUUUGUGUUGAUUUUUGAGCUCUUGUGUGUGCAGUAGUGUUUCCUCCAGCCCUCCUCUGAUCUCUGUAGAGCUGUGUGCACUUCCGUCUCUCUCAGUAUUCCCCUGAUGUUUGUACUGUUAUCUCGUGCAUUGAUGUUGCUUCCAGUGUGUGCGUUUGCUUUUUGCACCCCUCUCUCCUCAUUGGCACUUUAAACAUCGUCUUUUGAACCAAACCCACGUGACUGUUACUGUACGUGCACUGGACCUCUCUGCCCUAUCUGUGACGAAACCUGCCUUUAUGUAAAAUAGAGAUGAAAGAUCAGAGUUAUUUUAAAAGUCAAAAAACAGAUUUAAGAAAAUAUUUUGUUAUCCCGCUGGUGCUUUUCCUAAAUUUUAUAAAUUCUGUAAAAGUUCAAACCGGGUGAUCGGAUAUUUCUCUGGGAUCGUGCGAUGGCCCCCCUUCUGUGCUCUCCUCAUGUGCCAUGGCUUUGUAUUGUCAAAAAACAGAGGCAAAAAAAUAGGGAUGUACCGAUACCGAUACUGGCAUCAGAUAUUGGUGCCGAUACUGAAUGGGUAUUGGUUAAUAUUGAUGAAGCAGAUAUACUGAUUGAGCUUUUUAUUUGAUGUAAUAAGGCUGAUUUUGACCCAGAACUAACAACUGUUAUUAAUCCUUCAAAGGAAUAUGAAUAUGGGUCCGGUCAAGCAGUAACAGAGGGAAACAGGGGCAGAUUUUUAACAUUCAAAUGACUCUUAUUCAGAAACUAGAGGGACUAUUGAAAUAAGUAAAGUAUCAGAAUGUAGGAAAGAGUUACACUCCAACAGGGUCAAGUUAAACCUGUGAUAUUCUUUCAAGUUGUUGACAAAAAAUGUAAAAACUCAUGUCGGUAACGGAGGGAAUGAAAUAUGCAGCACUUUUUGGGCAAUAAAUCCAAACAGUGAUAACUCUUGGUUCUCACUUCCAUAUCCUUAACAAACUGGUUUGAAUAUUUGCUUCAUAUAGUUUUCUACCAUAUGGUACAAGAUUAGGUUGAAAAACCUCUUACUUUUUGACUCAUGAGAUUUUUUAUUAAGAAAGGUCAUGAUAAUGGAGGGAAAAGUAACUGAGGGAAAAUUGUACAAACAAGUAGAAGGUGCAGGAUUUUACAUCAUUUGUCGCUUUUUUCUUCUGAAUACUUUAAUAUUACUUCAAAAUGAAAGGAAACUAUUUCUAUAAAAUAUGUCAGUCCUUCCAAGCAUUAUCAUUAUCAUUAUCAUUUUAAACUUUUUUUUUUGAAAAAUCAUGUACCUUCAUCAACAGUUCAAAGAUGGAAUAACACAAGAUAUGAUGAAAUACAUCCAUUUAUUGACAUGAUUUGCAGGUCUUUGAAAUUUGGGAAAUAAUUUUUGUUCCAUGUUUCAUACAUGGUCUGUUUAAAACGGAUGGAACUUUACAACCAAAAAUGGUACAGAAAAAAGGUCAACAGCUUCAUAAACUAGAGUACAUAUGUAUCUGUUCAAAACAUUUUUAUAUCAGAUACAUUAACUUGAAUGGCCUUGAUGUUUACUUCUGCUUGACCGGGCCCAAAGGUGCACUAUGUAACUUUUUGGUCCACCUUUUUUUUCUAUGGGUAUGUCAUUGCUCUGCUUGGAAUGUUCCACAGUAUGACAUUAAAUAGCUCUACUUUACAUGUAUUAAAUCACAGGUGGUUUUAUUGCUCAAAAAUAUCUAGAAAAACAGACAUUGUGAUUGUAAAGUCAAGUCGCCUCUCCACAGAUCUGACCUGUAACCUAGCCUGGUUUUGUCUCCAUGCUGUUAGAAUGGUUUAAAGCCAUACUGUGAAACAUUCCAAACAAACCAAACAAUAACAUCUCCAUGGAGACAGACAGACAUUUGACAGACCCUCCACCAGAAAAGUUACACACUGCACCUUUAACAGUUUUAAGGAAAUAAGUAUCAUUUUCCGUUCCUGCUCUGGUAUUGGUUAAUAUCAGAUACUUAAAGCCAAAGUAUCGAUAUCGGAAGUGAAAAAAGUGCAUCCCUAACAGAAAGAACAGAUUUUGUGAUGAUCCUGUAUUUGUUUAAAUCCUGAUGCAUGAAAUGGACUGUACUGUUUCUGUACUGAUAAUCCAGCACCAUAACAAUACUUCAUUUUGAUCAUUUUAGAAAGUGUCUGUAUCUCUGCGUUCCAUUUCUCCUCACAGGUCCACUCUCAGAGUUUCUGUUUCUGUGUUCCAGUACAAUUAAAGUUUAUAAUGACAUACAACUAGCAAUAAAACUCGUAUUGGAACCAGCCAAAAGAAGAAUAAAUCUUAUGAAGCCAGACAUUGUUAUUACAGUUAUAUUGUGUUAUAAAUCAAUGUUUGAGAGUGAUUGUUUUUGUUGACAUUUUCGAUAUCGAUAUUGUAUCACUAAUUUAGUAUCACGAUAUAUUGAUAGUUCAGUAUUUUUGCACCCCCUGUGGACAGUUCAAGCAAUCUAAAGUGAGAAAACACAGGUACAAUCAAUAUUUUAACUGUUGAAAAUCAAACUUGGAAGUAAAAUGUUGCAGAAAAAUCCAACCUUUGAGGACAACUGGAAUGCAGCAUAUGUCUAGUAUACUUUUUUAUUUUCAUUUCUUUUUUUUUUUUUUCUUUUUUUUGGGGGGGGGUUGAUCACUAUUUGCCAAUUCAAAGGGUUAAAUUUGUCAUACUUGUGAUAAAAAAGACAAAUAGUUUGAUCCUUUGUAGCAGCUGCUGCUGCUGCCAACUGCUAAUACUGUUUUUUCCUUGUUCAAAUGAUAAAUCACACCAUCUGUUUUAUUAAUAUUUCUCCCUUUGACUCUGUUCUAUUCAAUCCUGACCUUUCAUGGCUGAAAUGUCGGCUUUAUUUCUGUUUGAUAGUGUCUUCUGUCUCUGUAAGUGCAAUGUGAACCUAAACCUAAACCGCUUUUUAUGCACAUAUGUAAAAGUUAUUCAACUAUUCUCUCUAUAUGCUUUUAUUUGGUGCAGUUUUUUCUUUUUUAUCAUUUUAAUGUCAUGGUAAUGCCUUGUACAUUGCUCUAUAUGUUAGAACGCGCUCAACCUGGACUGUCAUUUCAACUGUUCUGACUAUUCUGUUGGUAUUUCGAUAUUUAAAUAUGGUCAAAUAUGGCAAACACAUGUCCCUAAAUUUUCUGCAAGGGCCUGCACCUGAUAGGGCAGCCAAAAAAAUCUAUACUAAAAGUACUACCUGAGAAAAUACUGUGUAAAAUUGAUGGAUUACUUUUUACAAUUUAAACUGAUCAGCUUUUACCUUACCAUGGAACUUGACUAGAACAAAUAAAAAUCAGGUACUGGCCCUUCAACAGAAGCUUCAAUACACCAUCAGCAAGUUUUUACCAUUUUGUGUCGAGGUUAACAGAAGAAUCAGUGUAACAUUUUAAAGUGCAUAUGACAGAUUCAGAUAUCCUCUAAUUACAAAAACAGAAUCUUCAACCUAUGUCAUCAAAACUGAAAAUUACACCCACAAAAUGCAGAGACGAUUUACAAGUAAAGAAAGGCAUUUUUCUGACUUUUUGGGUGGGGGUCCGUCACCUGCUUGUUUCUAUGGAGAUGUCACUGCUCUGCCUGGAAUGUUCCACAGUAUGACAUUAAACAGAUCUACUUUACUUUUAUUCAAUUACAGGUGGUUUUAUAACUCAAAAAUACCUAGAAAAACAGACAUUCUGACUGAGCUGGAUUGCCUCUCCACAGAUCUGACUUGUAACUUGGUCUGGUUUGGUCUCCAUGAAAAUCGAAAGGUUACACAAUGCACUUUUAAACCUUCAUUUAACAAACAAUGCUGCAGUUUAUCUUUAAGGAGUCUAAUUAUAACUAUUGUGCAGUUUAGUCAAGUUUUGGCCUUAGUUAUCACGAGAACCAAAACUUUCAAACCUUCUAAAGUGGACAAAACUAUGCAAAAAUCUUCAAUAUAAUCUUGAAAUGCGUAGGCUAACCUGUCAUAUGCACUUUAAACAGUAGUUACUCCUCCUAAGCCAAAGUUGAAUGGAGCCAAAAUGAAAAGAAUCACAGUGUAUGUUGUCUGUUUGUGUACUAUAUUUUCAUAAAUGAGCAUUGCCCUCCUAUUAUAAAACCAGCUAAUGUCAAAACGAAACACUUAAACCAAUGUUAAGCUUCAACGAUUCAAAACAUGUGAACACGAUGACAGCUGUUCUAAAACCCAAUGGACUUUAUAAUGUGUUUUUAUACUUGUGGAUCAGAAAGUGUGAACACUAAAUCUACUUUUUGUGUUACUAAACCGUGUACAUGGGCAACUCUAACUGAAACACCUCCCCCCCCCCCAAUAUAAACCAGGGAAAAGUUUGGACACACAUUUUAGUCAGUGUUUCUUCUUUUUUUUUACUACUUUCUUAAUUUUAGGUACAUACAAAAGACAUCAAAUACAUGAAGUGAGAUAUAUGGAAUUAUGUAGCAAUGUUUUAAAAUGUGAAAUAACUCCAAGUUUGUGUUACAUUUUAGAAUCAGGUUCCUCACAGUAUCCACCCUUUGCUUUGUUGACAGUGCUGCAAACCCUUUUCCUUCUCUCAGUGACUUUUAUGAUGGAACUCCCUGAAAUGAUUUUCACUUGACAGGCAUCAGUUUGUUUGUUUUUUUAGUGGAAUGCCAAGAGUGACAAGUAGUGAUCAAAUCAAAGGGUGGUUAUUUUCAAGAAUCAGAACUAUAAAACUUGAGUUAUUUCACACUUUUUUGGUUUUUUGUUUUUCAUGUUCCAUAUGUGUUAAUUCAUAGUUCUGAUGUCUUCACUGAGACACUUUUGUGUUUACAUGAGAAUCUACAAUGUAAAUAGUCAUGAAAUAAAGAAAACCAUUAGAGGGUCUGUAUUACGCUAUUUUCUGAUCUGUUAUAAUAUUGUUUCUUCAUCCAAAACAGACCUGGAGUUGUGUUUUGAUUCAUUCACACAUGUUUAACACACAAACCCUGCAUUUUCAGACUUUGUACUUCUCUUGAACAGUAAACCCUCUGAUCCACCUUGUGAUGUCAUCAAGUGGUAAUACAGUGCCCCAUUAUGUUUUUAAACUCCAUACACCUUCUUUUGUAUGUGGAUGAUUUCAGCCCUGGGAUUGUCCAUCUCUACUAAACAAAAUCUAAAAGGAGCUGUUGAAUUGAAAACUACCACUUCAUGACAUCACAAGGUGGAAAAGAGCAUUUAGAGCUUCGGAAAUGUAGACAGCCCAAUACUAAAGGGUUACUCACGUGUGAAUGAAACAAAACACAACUCCAGGGGUGAUGUGAGAAGAAGGUAACUUUAUAUAAAGCUCAAAAGAGUCAACUUAGAGUAAUACUGAACCUUUAAACGAAAAACUGUCCAAACUUUUGACUGAGUUUUGACAGUGUAGAUACUAUAAUUGUCAAAUGCCAUGUUGUUUUGUCUGUACAGAACUGUUUUGUACCGAUUACAUCAUUUUACUUCACUAACUGUACUAUUUAUCAAAGCCUAACUGCAUUACAAAACCUAUAAUAUCUUUUUUUUCCAGAGGGGGAUGAAGAGGACCACUAUCUAUCAGGUCCUCUACUUGUUUUGCAUGGGGACAAAGACCUCAUUCAGUGGCAGCUAAAUUAUCCUCUACUUACUUAACUUUGGUGAUUCUAUAUUUUGUUUUCUGUGUAUAGACUUUGCAUUGCGUUCCUGGUUUGAAAAUGGAACUCUGCAGAUACACAAACGCUCAAAGAAUAUGCAAAUUUUUGUGAAUGAACGAGAGCCCUUUUGUUGAGCUAACCCUUUAAGACGAGCUUCAGACAAUAUAUAUAUAGUGUUUUUUUCUAAUUUCUUAGAGUCUAAUGGGACCAAAAGCAUCCUGAGUUGGCUGUAAAUGCGCUUGUUUAAAAUCAUAAUGGCGUUUGCUUGUUUUGACCGUACCUGACGCAUUUUCUCUCGUGAAGGCUUCUGUCUUUGUACCUUUGCAUUAUUCUAAUUUGUAAAUGACAAUAAAAACAAAUAUA
This is a messenger RNA of Boleophthalmus pectinirostris (great blue-spotted mudskipper), 13853 nucleotides long. It is a transcript of the gene crtc1a, whose product is annotated as CREB regulated transcription coactivator 1a. The record is from RefSeq and is a predicted model, not a curated record. Gene Ontology annotation, molecular function: cAMP response element binding protein binding. The transcript is spliced from 14 exons. Gene Ontology annotation, biological process: protein homotetramerization; positive regulation of transcription by RNA polymerase II. NCBI's taxonomy places the organism in Eukaryota, Metazoa, Chordata, Actinopteri, Gobiiformes, Gobiidae. Bases 23 to 1618 code for a protein of 531 amino acids. Gene Ontology annotation, cellular component: nucleus; cytoplasm.